Messenger RNA from Cyphellophora attinorum, 2748 nucleotides. RefSeq names its product putative tyrosyl-DNA phosphodiesterase. The record is from RefSeq and is a predicted model, not a curated record. Gene Ontology annotation, cellular component: nucleus. The coding region runs from base 1 to 2748 and encodes 915 amino acids. Gene Ontology annotation, biological process: double-strand break repair; single strand break repair. Lineage: Eukaryota; Fungi; Ascomycota; Eurotiomycetes; Chaetothyriales; Cyphellophoraceae. Gene Ontology annotation, molecular function: single-stranded DNA binding; double-stranded DNA binding; 3'-tyrosyl-DNA phosphodiesterase activity. The transcript is spliced from 3 exons.
AUGGGCAUACAAGAUGCCGGCCUGUGGGUGACAUUGACUCGAGUGUCACCAAACGCCGCCGUCACCGAUCGCUUACAACAUAUGCCACCAGCAGCCAAUACAUCAUCUGCACACUGUAAGCGUUCAACGGCACAACCAACCAACACAAGUAUUAUGCUCAACACACAACAACUUCAGCUACCUCCUAUUCAACUGACAGAUAUGUCCAGCUAUUGUUCUCCUUCGGUAGGUACCGGCGUGGAAAGAACACCUCCUCCAAUGUCCACUGUUGAUGGCUCCGAUCCAAAGCAAAUCUCGCGCAUGCUGCAGCGGAGCGAGACGUCAGUGAAGUCAAAGCUUACCCGUCUAGGUCUGCCUUACACGAUUGGUGCCAGGCCCCGUGAGUCAGCUUUCUCAGUCAAGAAGAUCCUCAACGCUGGUAAUCUGCGCACCUUGGAGCAACGUCAGCGAGACAGGAUAGCUGCGUGGUCGCGAGGCAUUAAACCACCAGCACCUGCAAGAUCACAGAGCUCUGACUCGUCCCAGAUCUCGAGUGCUUCGACCCUGGUUACCGAGAGUGAGGCCGCUUCUGAUGCAUCGAGCGCGACCACAGUCGUUGCUAGUGAGCCUGUCUCGCCUAAGAAUGUGGGCGACAAAGCAUCUCCUGUCAGCGAACUGCCGGCGACGCCCGCCGCCCAGCCGAUCCGAGCGAUGACGCCGUCACUGAUCACCAGGAUGAACGCCAAUGCUGCGGCGUUUAACUUCAAUGCUGACCCAAAAGCAUUUCCCACGCCGGGCCUAUCCACAAAGGUAAGUCCUGCCCCUUUCGUGAGCAACUACACGCCGCAGUCGCCAGUCUUCGACGAUGCACCGAUGUCGCCACCGCGGCUAGGUCGUCUACCAAGCUAUACGAGAGCAUUCAUGUCGCGGAGUGCUUCACCCGGGCAAGCGCAGGACCUGCCUGCGUCGGCACGAGUCUAUGGUAAGGACCAGAAGCUGGAUGAUGGCUUGACUCCCGAUCCGGCCAAGGUCCGGCAGCAACGAGCCUCUUUCCUCGCGUCAAUGAGUCGUGGCAUCUCACCUCCCCGUUCAGCUCGUACAACACCUGUACCUGUAGGCCCAGGGAAUCUCGUCGACGACGUCAAGAACUCCAGCAACCAGCAGCUCAAUCAAAUUCAACCCAUCUCAAGCGAUAGAUCAGCACCGGCCACCCCGCAGAGAGUAGUGGCAUCACCGUUCCAGUUGACGAAGAUUCGCGACCUGCCAGCAAGCAGUAACGUCGAUACCGUAGACCUCCAUGAAAUACUCGGAAGUCCGCUCAUCAAGGAAGCAUGGAUCUUCAACUUCUGUUUCGACAUAGACUGGAUGAUGCAACACUUCGAUGCCGAUGUACGCAGCAUGGUACGAGUCAAAGUCAUACAUGGGUCGUGGAAACGCGAAGACGGCAACAGAAUGGGUGUCGAGGAUGCCUGCACAAGGUGGAAGAAUGUGGAGGCUGCCACCGCAUAUCUUCCUGAUCCAUUCGGUACGCACCAUAGCAAGAUGUUCGUCUUGUUCAGCCACGACGAUACUGCCGAAGUCAUCAUCCACACUGCGAACAUGCUGGAGAAAGACUGGACGAAUAUGACUCAGGCUGUGUGGAGGUCAGGUCCCCUGCCUCAAGCCACUGGUGACGCCGUUCUGAGAGCAGAAGGUCUCGAGCCAAUUGGCAGCGGGGAGAGGUUCAAAUAUGACCUGCUGGAGUACCUGAAAGCAUACAAGAGGCCGACGCAGAGUCUAGUCAAACAGCUUCAGCAGCACGAUUUCGGCACCGUCCGGGGAGCUUUGGUGGCAUCUGUACCAUGCAAGUUGGCCAGCAAGGUCCUAGCGAGCACGAAAGACCUACAUUUGUGGGGUCAUCCGCAACUACGAGAAGUGAUCACACAUGUCAACGGUCUCAAGAAGAACAGGUCAAGUCCUACGACGCCUCCUCAUCUUGUUGCACAAGUAUCGUCGAUCGCGUCUCUGCCGGCCGGAUGGCUCGCCAAUCUCUACAGUGCUUUCAGAGCCGGCGCGCCAGUUUCCACGGGCCUGACCUCCAACACCAUGUCUUUGAUCUAUCCUACUGCUCCGAAUGUCGCUCAGUCGCUUGAUGGCUAUGCCGCUGGCGGCUCCAUACAUACCAAAGCGCAUUCAGCAACUCAUCUGAGGCAGAUCGAGUCACUGCGUCCACAUCUAUGCCAGUGGACUGCUUCCAGAGACGGAGUCUCGGCUGAUCGCGCAAGUGCGGCUCCUCACAUAAAGACAUACGUUCAAUUCGAUCGCAAGCCAACCAAGGACGCGGUCCAGCGGAACGAAGUGAGCAUUGACUGGGCGUUGACGACGAGUGCGAAUCUGUCAACGCAAGCAUGGGGAUCACUACCUAAAUCCGAGACUGGCACCAAGAGUAAGCCAAAAGGAGCUCCUGGCGCGGCAGAGAUUGUUCAGAUACAGAGCUUCGAGAUAGGAGUGCUUGUCUGGCCUGAGCUAUAUGACAAUCCGCCUGUGGAGUUAGACGCCUCUGAGAAGAACGGAGCGACAGUAAGGAUGGCACCGGUGUUCGGCAAGGACAUGCCAGAUCAAGGCAAGGGAAGGACUCUCAAUGGAGUCGCAGACGUUGUUGUAGGAUUACGGAUGCCGUAUGACUUACCGCUGACACCUUAUGGAACUGGAGAGCUGCCGUGGUCGCCAGGAGGCACAUAUCUUGAGCCCGACUCGCACGGAAUUGCGUGGGCUAAUCUGACACAGUAG